GGAAGGCGGAACCACGUGGUGCCGGAGGAGACACAGAUCCUAUUGUUCCCAAUCAAUUAAACAGGCAGCAGCUCCGGCCGCCGGCUCCGCUCCCAACUCCGGCCUUGGGGCCCCAAGGGACACUCUGUAGCGCCUGCCUGCCGUAGCCUGGGAGCAGCAGACCCUUACGGACGAUGCCGCGGAAGAAGGUGACGGAGGGCUCCGGCCCGGGGAAUGGGGCAGCGCGGCCCGGGAGCAGGAAGAAAGCCGCGGCCUCGGCCAAGAAGCGAUCCCGCCAGGAGUUCAGCAGCGACGACGACGAUCUGGACGGGAGCCCGGGCUCCGACGGGGGAUUCCAGGGCAACAACAACAAGCGGGGCCCCGCCAAGGGAGCAGCCAAAGCCCCCACCGCCGUCAUUGUCACCGAACCGGAGCACAGCAAGGAGAAGAUAAAACUUGAAGGCUCCAAAGCUAAAGGUCAACUUCUGAUCUUUGGUGCCACCAACUGGGACCUCAUUGGGCGUAAAGAAGUGCCUAAGCAACAAGCUGCCUAUCGUAAUUUGGGCCAAAACCUGUGGGGGCCCCACCGAUAUGGCUGUCUGACUGGGGUGCAAGUACGGACUGUGGCCGCUGGUCCCUGCGCAGCUCACAGCUUGCUCAUCACUGUGGAGGGGAAACUGUGGAGUUGGGGGCGUAAUGACAAGGGACAACUUGGGCACGGGGAUGUAAAGCGAAUCGAUGUCCCUAAACUGAUCGAGAGCCUGAAGGGGGAAGUGUUUGUGCAUGGGGCAUGUGGGCGGAACCACACCCUUGCACUGACAGAAAAUGGAUCCGUCUAUGCUUUUGGAGAAAACAAAAUGGGUCAGCUGGGGCUGGGGAACAAGACUGAUGCUGUGCCAAGCCCUGCACAGAUCCUUUAUAAUGGGCAACCCAUCACCAAGGUGGCCUGUGGGGCUGAAUUCAGCAUGAUCAUGGACUGCAAGGGGAAUCUGUAUUCCUUUGGCUGCCCCGAGUAUGGCCAGCUAGGCCACAACUCCGAUGGCAAGUACAUAGCCCGAGCCCAGCGCAUAGAGUACGACUGUGAGCUGAUCGCCCGCAGAAUCGCCAUAUUUAUAGAGAAAACCAAGGAUGGACAGGUUCUGCCAGUUCCCAACGUGGUUGUGCGGGACAUUGCCUGUGGCAUCAAUCACUCGUUGGUACUGGAUUCCCAGAAGCGCGUCUUCUCCUGGGGGUUCGGGGGGUACGGCAGGCUGGGACAUUCAGAACAGAGAGACGAGAUGGUGCCCAGACUGGUUAAACUGUUUGACUUCCCGGGCCGUGGCGCCUCUCAGAUCUACGCCGGAGCCACGUGUUCUUUCGCCGUCAGCGAGAUGGGGGGAUUGUUUUUCUGGGGCGCAACGAACACUUCACGUGAUUCCACCAUGUACCCGAAAACUGUGCAGGAUCUCUGUGGCUGGAAAGUACGGAACCUGGCGUGUGGGAAGAGCAGUAUCAUUUUGGCAGCGGAUGAGAGCACAAUAAGUUGGGGACCCUCGCCCACAUUUGGAGAACUGGGUUACGGGGACAACAAGGCCAAAUCGUCAACCACAGCUCAGGAAGUAAAAACGCUGGAUGGCAUCUACUCGGACCAGGUCUGCAUGGGCUACUCGCAUACUCUGGUGGUGGCGCGGGAUGAAACGGAGCAGGAUAAAGAGAAGCUGAAGAAACUUCCGGAGUACAACCCCCGCACUCUGUGAUGCUGAGCAGCCCCCCUACCCCAAGAGGGCGGGGCCAAGAUGCCGAAAAUGCAAUAUUCCAACCACUCCUCCCCCCCCCCCCCUACAUUGCCCACUUAGUGCUGCCCGCCCCAUAGGCCUCUCCAGCACUAAACCAUUAAGGCAGCUGUAUCUCUCUAUGGGUACCAGGACUUUUUUCUUAUACAUUCCUCCUCCAUUUGCUCUUAUUUCUGGACAGCGGAGUCCGAUGGGGUUAAAAUUUAAGUUUGGGUGGGAACAGAAGACAGCCAAUUGUCUCAAGGGGGCGGAGCUAGACUGGUACCUUAACCCACAAUGCACUAUUAAUCUUUUGCUAUGUCUCUCCCCGGCUGCAUUGUGUCCCCUAUGGAAGUCGUCCUGUUGGGAGGCAGGUAGGUCUGGGAAGGGGCUCAUUGCCUGAUCUUGCCGACUAUCCCCCCCCCCCCCCCCAGAAACUGUGCAGCGACACAUUUAUAUUUGAUUUCAGUUGUUCGGAACAGGUGCCUUGCGAAUGAGCCCUUGCAGUGUGCCCGGUCCCCCUGCCCCAGCCGUGCCGCACUUACGGUGCCUUUACCCCCUGUCUGCGCACACACUGACCCCCGUUGCGCCCGGUUAGCCACCGCCCCCCCCCUGCUCCCGAGCUGUUACAAAGCUUCGUUCUAUGUUAGUUUGUUUCAAUGUAAGAAAUUCAUCUCUUUGUAGAAAGGCAUGACCGUGCCCAAACCCUCUGACCCGGUUAGCCGGCCCCUGGGCUACUACUGUAGAGAAGCAAAUCCUUACUCUAUUGCAUUCCUUAUUGGGGAUCAGGAUUCCAGGUGAAAGUUUCCAGCAUUUUUGUUGUAUAUUUUUAAGUGGAAGUGUAAUCCUCCCCCCCCCCCCCCCCCAGGUCGUUAACUUGUUGAGUAAUUAAUAAAAAUCCUCUGUUACCGCAUUGAGAUUAAUUAGCGGAGGUGAACCCAUUGGCUAAUUAUAUGUGAGAGGGGCGUGUCUAGGCAAGUGAUGUCAUUGCCUUAACCCUCCCACCUGUAGAUCCAGUUUAGGUUAUGGGAAAGCCAUUGUUCUAUUUUUGUAUAGUGGGUUAUUUUUUUUGUACCCUCCCCCCCCCCCCCCAUUUAGAACCGAGGGUGUCUGCCCCCUAGUGGUUAGUAUUACUGUAUAUAGGGAGCGCUUUAUUUGCCCUCGGACUUGAGCGCUAUGGCCCCAAUGGUUUUUUCUGGGGGUUCUGAGUUGCCGCAGCUCUGUCUUCCCACGGGGGGGACUUGGAAUCCUUUUCAUCAGAGGUUACAGGGUUAAUGGGUUACUGUUGUAUCUUUCGGUUUUGAGUUUUAUAUUUCUCGAGUUCACUGUUUAAAUAAAAGACGUCUUUGUGUAU
Messenger RNA from Xenopus tropicalis (tropical clawed frog), 3084 nucleotides. RefSeq names its product regulator of chromosome condensation 2 (gene rcc2). Bases 174 to 1715 code for a protein of 513 amino acids. The transcript is spliced from 13 exons. The record is from RefSeq and is a predicted model, not a curated record. NCBI's taxonomy places the organism in Eukaryota, Metazoa, Chordata, Amphibia, Anura, Pipidae. Gene Ontology annotation, cellular component: plasma membrane; chromosome, centromeric region; nucleolus.